Messenger RNA from Penicillium odoratum, 1533 nucleotides. Its product is annotated as cytochrome P450. The transcript has 5 exons. Gene Ontology annotation, molecular function: oxidoreductase activity, acting on paired donors, with incorporation or reduction of molecular oxygen; iron ion binding; heme binding. Bases 1 to 1533 code for a protein of 510 amino acids. The record is from RefSeq and is a predicted model, not a curated record. Lineage: Eukaryota; Fungi; Ascomycota; Eurotiomycetes; Eurotiales; Aspergillaceae.
AUGCUCUUAACCUGGACAUCCAGCACCCUAUUCUGGAUCCUGUCAGCAUCAUGUCUGGUCAUUUUCUGGCUCGCCAAGUCAGUCCUCUAUGAGCUCUACUUCUCGCCACUGCGCCGCUUCCCAGGUCCACGGUCCUGGGCCAUUUCUCGCAUUCCACUGCAGAUCUCUGUCUUGCGGGGCCACAAUCAUCUGGAUAUCACCGAUCUACAUGAGCGUUAUGGUCCCGUUGUGCGCAUCAGUCCUUCCGAGUUGGCUUUCAAUACUCCGCAGGCUUUUCGAGAUAUAUAUGGAGCUCGGCCUGGCGGAUGUUUUCCUAAGGAUCGAAGCCACUAUAUCCCGCCGGCGAAUGGGGUCGAUCAUCUCGUUUGUGCGAUUGAUCAUGGCGUACAUGCGCGACAACGGCGACUACUGGCUCAUGCGUUUUCUGAACGCGCUCUCAGAGAUCAAGAGGGUUUAAUUACUGGGUAUGUGGAUACAUUGAUUGGCAAGUUGCGGGAAGAAGUGGACAAAAGCCCGAAUUUCCAGGUGGACAUCAAGAAUUGGAUGAACUUUACUACUUUUGAUAUCACGGGUGAUCUGAUGUUUGGCGAAUCAUUCGACUGUCUCAAAGAUAGUCGGCUGCAUCCGUGGAUACAGUUGAUUUUUAGCUCCAUCAAAGCUUUGUCUAUAACUGGUGUGGCGCAGCAGUUCCCUAUCUUGAAGGUAAUGCUUGCUGCCCUGAUUCCUAACGAAAUGAAGCGCAAAGCGAAAGAACAUUUUGAUCUCAGUGCGAGGAAGGUUGACCGUCGGUUGGAUGCGAAUAUCUCUCGGCCGGAUUUCAUGUCCGCUAUUUUGCAGAAUGGGCUGAGUGAGACCAAGGGGCAGUAUGUGGAUGGCGAGAAGAUUAUGAGUAGGGCUGAGAUUCACUCAAAUGCCUUUAUUCUCAUCGUCGCAGGUAGCGAGACAUCCGCGACUCUUCUGUCCGGCUGCAUGUUCUACCUAUGCACCCACCCACUCGCUAUGCACCAACUAGUCACCGAAAUUCGAUCUGCCUUUGCCAAAGACACCGAUAUCACCUUCAGCGGUGCCGCAAGUCUUGCCUAUCUCGCCGCCGUCAUCGAAGAAUCUCUUCGAAUAUAUCCGCCGUUUGUCACCAGUCUUGCCCGCGUCGUUCCAACAGGAGGGUCUACGAUCGAAGACCAUUAUAUUCCCGAAGGGACUACAGUAGCAUGCCACCACUACGCAUCCUAUCAUUCCGCAUCGAAUUUUGCAUUCCCCCACGAUUUCCUUCCAGAGCGUUGGCUUGGUCAGGAUGCGCGGUUUGACCAAGAUAGAAGAGAUGUUCUCCAGCCCUUCAGCCUUGGACCAAGGAACUGCCUUGGAAAAAAUUUGGCAUACUGCGAGAUCCGCCUUAUCCUCUGCAAACUUCUGUACCACUUUGAUCCCGCGUUAUGUCCAGAAAGUGCCAAUUGGACAGAUCAGAAGGUUUAUUUUUUGUGGGAUAAACCUAAGCUUAUGGUGACACUGCAGCCCCGGUUCUUGGAAGAAAGCUAG